AUGCCUUCUCGUGAUGGCACCUCCCAGAUAGAACUGCAAGAACCCCUUGGCAACCGACAAAUUACCGAUGAAGUUGAGGCGCACGAAACCACCACUCUACCUCCAGUCGAUGGCGGUAGGGCAGCAUGGCUUUUCCUUUCCGGCAGCUUUUGCAUCGAGAUGCUUCUCUGGGGCUUUCCAUUCUCUUUCGGCGUCCUUCAGGAUUAUUACUCGACACACCCGCCUAUAUCUCGUCAAGCCACUGGCAUCUCCGCCAUCGGGACAACAUGUUCGGGAAUCUUGUAUUUGGGCGCGCCGUUAGUGUUUCUCACCUUCCAGAGAUGGCCGAUGUUUCUACGUCGAAGUUUGUUCGUUGGCCUGCCUAUUGUCGUACUGGCAGUCUUCCUCUCGAGUUUUGCUACGAAGACUUGGCAUCUCCUUCUUACCCAGGGAAUCCUUUACGCCAUUGGUGGCAAUCUCGUCUAUUAUCCCAUUUACAGUUUCAUCGAUGAGUGGUUUGUACGUCGCAAAGGCUUCGCCUAUGGUGUCAUGUGGGCUGGGUCUGGAUGCGGGGGUUUGACCGGUCCCCUGGUGCUUCAUUGGGGUCUCAGCAAAUACGGUGUUGAGACCUUCUUGAGGGGUUGGGCCGUCGCUCUGUUCAUCUUGAUCGCACCGUUUCUCUUCUUCGUCAAACCGCGUAUCCCCCCUUCCAGAGCCCACCGAGCGCCGGCACGAGCUAUCGUUGCUGGAUUUGGAUUCGUGAAGACAAAGCAAUUUUGGAUCAUAGAGAUCUGCAAUAUCAUCCAAGGCUUGGGAUAUUUCGUUCCUCAGCUUUACCUUCCCGCCUACGCACGAAUCAACGGUCUUCAUUCCGGCUCACUCCUAGUAUCACUGCUCAACGUCGCACAAGUCCCUGGCGUCAUGUUUCUCUCGGCUCUGUCAGACAAGGUGCCAGUGUAUACAGUCAUCCUGAUCUCCUCGCUGGGCUCCACCUUGGCCAUCUUCCUUCUUUGGGGUCUUGCAUCGUCUUCCACUGGCCGACUGAUUGCAUUUACGCUGUGCUACGGAUUCUUUGCGGGCGGCUUCACGGCUGUUUAUGCUGGCGCUGCCCAGGAGUUCCGUCGUGUCACUCCUGGCGGCAACACCGGGAGAGCAGACUUGGGGAGUAUGAUGGGUCUCCUCGGUGGUGGUAGAGGAAUCGGUAACGUCGCAUGUGGUCCUGUCAGUGAAGCACUGUUGCAUGCCAGCGUUGCAGGGUGGAAAGGUGCCGCAGGUGCCUACUCAGGGAGCUUUGGGCCACUCAUUGUCUUCGCGGGCACGACAGCGGCACUGACCAUGUCGAGUUGGGUUGCCAAGGUCUUGAAGAUUGUUUGA
Fonsecaea multimorphosa CBS 102226 is the source of this 1353-nucleotide messenger RNA. RefSeq lists its product as uncharacterized. The record is from RefSeq and is a predicted model, not a curated record. Gene Ontology annotation, molecular function: transmembrane transporter activity. Gene Ontology annotation, cellular component: fungal-type vacuole membrane. Bases 1 to 1353 code for a protein of 450 amino acids. Gene Ontology annotation, biological process: transmembrane transport. The transcript is spliced from 5 exons. Lineage: Eukaryota; Fungi; Ascomycota; Eurotiomycetes; Chaetothyriales; Herpotrichiellaceae.